CUGACUGACAAUUGUUUACUGUGGAGAAUUGUGUUCUUUGGGCGGAUUUAUUGCCAUUGAUCGAUUGAUUGAUUGACUGACUGGAUUAUUUCGAUUUGCGAAGCGGCUUUCAUUUUUUAUCGAAGAAAACCAACCUACUUCUAUAACAUCACCACUAUGACCAAGUUGUUCUCUCCCAUCCAGGUCGGGCGCUCGCCCCUGGCCCAUCGUAUCGCCAUGGCCCCCAUGACUCGAUUCCGCGCCGACGAGAACCACGUCCCUCUCCCCAUGGUUGCGGACCACUACGAACAACGCGCCGCGGUUCCCGGUACUCUUCUCAUCAGCGAGGGAACCCUCGUCUCGCCCCGCGCUGGUAGCUACCGCCAUGUUCCUGGCAUCUGGAGCGAGGCGCAGAUCGCAGGCUGGCGCAAGGUGACGGAUGCGGUCCACAAGAAGGGCUCCUACAUCUACAUGCAGCUCUGGGGCCUGGGACGGGCGGCAGAUCCCCAGGCUCUGAAGGAGGAGGGAGGCCAUGACCUCGUGUCUAGCAGCCCUGUUGCUCUGAAAGGUGGCGCCGUGCCUCGUGAACUGAGCGAGGAGGAGAUCUACGCUUUCGUUGGCGAUUAUGCGCAGGCCGCCAAGAACGCCAUCGAGGCUGGAUUCGACGGUGUGGAGAUCCACGGUGCCAAUGGGUACUUGAUUGAUCAGUUCAUCCAGGAUGUUGUCAACAAGCGCACGGAUGCCUGGGGUGGUAGCGUCGAGAACCGCGCCAGAUUCGCCUUGGAAGUCAUCCGCGCUGUGGUCGAUGCUGUUGGUGCGGACAGGACUGCUAUCCGGUACAGCCCUUUCAGCACGUUCCAGAACAUGGGCAUGGAGGACCCGAGACCCCAGUUCUCCUACCUGGCGAAGAAGACCGCCGAGUUCAAGCUGGCCUAUGUGCACAUCGUUGAGGCGCGCAUCGCCGGCAACGCGGACGGGGAGCCCUCGCCGCACGACACGCUGGACUUCUUCGUUUCGGCGUACGGCAACGCCGGCCCUAUCAUCGUCGCUGGUGGUUACAAGGGCGAGUCAGCCAAGCACGCCGUCGACUCGCAAUAUAAGGACCACGACGUGAUCAUUGCUAUUGGUCGUCCCUGGACCUCGAACCCCGAACUUCCUUUCAAGAUCCAGCACAACAUCCCUCUCCGCCCGUACCAGAGAGAUAUGUUCUACCUGCCCAAGGAUCCUAAGGGUUACAUCGACUAUGAGUUCAGCGAGGAGUUCAAGACCGCGCAGGUUGCUGCUUAAUUGGUGACAUGUGUCUUUUCCUGAUGUUUUUUCUAUUGUGUUGGGCGUUGUGAUUGCAUAGCAUACUCUGAUAGAUUUGGUUGAUACCAUGUUUUCCAAUUAGAAUAGAUCUUGAUUUGAUGAUCUUACCCAGUAUCAAUGCUUGUACUGUACAUAUGGUUAGAAAC
Aspergillus heteromorphus CBS 117.55 is the source of this 1433-nucleotide messenger RNA. RefSeq names its product alkene reductase. Gene Ontology annotation, molecular function: FMN binding; NADPH dehydrogenase activity. The record is from RefSeq and is a predicted model, not a curated record. Bases 157 to 1266 code for a protein of 369 amino acids. The transcript has a single exon. NCBI's taxonomy places the organism in Eukaryota, Fungi, Ascomycota, Eurotiomycetes, Eurotiales, Aspergillaceae.